UGGCUUCUACCAGAUUUUUCCCCCUCACUUGGUGCGCACACGGUUUGAGCGUACGUGCCUACCAUGAGUGUUAUGGUGAAUCGGACUGUCAAUGCAGCGAGAGAAGGCAUAUCUAAACUGUAAGGUAAUGAUCGAGAGAGGAGCCUCUUCCUGUAUUUGCACCAGAAGAGCCACAGCCGCCCGUGUCAUGUGUAUCAGUGUAAUGCUUUCAGGGUUUGAGAUUAGCUCCAGACUGGUCGCUCUCACUCACAGAUAGGGAGCUGUGUGGUUCGUGGCUAUACUUCUCAACAAUAACCAUCCUAUUCUGGACAUCUAUUGCAUUUGAAAUUGUUCGUUCCGUCUCAAUGUCAUAAUGGACAGGUUGCACUCCUCCAUGCGUAAAAGGCUCUACAGUUUGCCACAGCAUAUUGGACAGAAAGCUUAUAUUAUGGGCGAAGGAGAAGACGGCGACAAGGACACCCGGAGGAAGAGUAUUAGGAUGAAACCCUUGCCGUCACCAACCUCCAGAGGAAGCCUCAAAGGCAUCGGGGAGACCAGAAGUGGAGACACGGUGAUCAUGGAGACAGACAUUGGGAGACCAACGAAGACCAGUUUAAACGGAGAUUGUCGGAGAUUUCGUGGCAGUUUCUCCUCCAUCACCAGUCGGCAUGUGCACGACUCAGACUCGGCGGAGCAGAGGCGCCUCAUCACGGAAGGGGACGUCACCCCGAGCGAGGAGAGCCCCCCCGGAGCUAUUGGCGGUGGGGCGGACCAAGGUGCGCAAGGCGCCAGCGCUGGUGGUGCUGGUGGUGCCCAACAUGCUUCUCUUGACCAGGAAUCAGGGUUCAUAAAGUUGGAUGGCAUUGAUCAAAUUUCGCCGGACGACGAGAGAUUGUACCAGGCAGGAUUCAUACACAGGCAGUUUGGGGCAAUGCUGCAACCGGGGGUCAACAAGUUCUCCCUAAGGAUGUUUGGGAGCGAAAAGGCGGUGGAACGGGAACAAGAGCGGGUUAAAUCCGCCGGAUUUUGGAUAAUUCACCCGUACAGUGAUUUCAGGUUCUACUGGGACCUGACCAUGCUGCUGCUGAUGGUGGGGAACCUGAUCGUCAUCCCGGUGGGCAUCACCUUCUUCAAAGACGAACACACGCCCCCCUGGAUCAUCUUCAACGUGAUCUCAGACACCUUCUUCCUCAUGGACCUGGUGCUCAACUUCCGCACGGGCAUCGUCAAGGAGGACAACACCGAGAUCAUCCUGGACCCACAACAGAUCAAGAUCAAGUACCUGAGGAGCUGGUUCGUGGUGGACUUCAUCUCCUCCAUACCUGUGGACUACAUCUUCCUCAUCGUGGAGACGCGCAUCGACUCAGACUUCUACAAGACGGCCCGGGCGCUGAGGAUCGUCCGCUUCACGAAGAUCCUCAGCCUGCUCAGACUGCUCAGGCUGUCCAGGCUCAUCCGAUACAUCCACCAGUGGGAGGAGAUCUUCCAUAUGACCUAUGACCUGGCCAGUGCCAUGGUGCGUAUCGUCAACCUGAUUGGUAUGAUGCUGCUGCUGUGCCAUUGGGACGGAUGUCUGCAGUUCCUGGUUCCCAUGCUGCAGGACUUCCCCCAGGACUGCUGGGUGUCCAAAAACAAAAUGGUGAACGACACAUGGGGCCAACAGUACUCCUACGCCCUGUUCAAAGCCAUGAGCCACAUGCUGUGUAUCGGGUACGGCAUGUACCCACCUGUGGGCAUGACGGACGUGUGGCUCACCAUCCUCAGCAUGAUCGUGGGCGCCACCUGCUAUGCCAUGUUCGUGGGUCACGCCACCGCACUCAUCCAGUCUCUGGACUCCUCCCGUCGGCAGUACCAGGAGAAGUACAAACAGGUGGAGCAGAACAUGUCCUUCCACAAGCUGCCAGCUGAUAUGAGGCAGAGGAUCCAUGACUACUACGAGCAUCGCUACCAAGGCAAGAUGUUUGACGAGGAGAGCAUCCUGGGACUCAACGAGCCACUCAGAGAGGAAAUCGUUAACUUUAACUGUCGAAAGCUGGUGGCUUCCAUGCCACUGUUUGCCAACGCGGACCCCAACUUUGUGACCUCCAUGCUGACCAAGCUGCGCUUCGAGGUGUUCCAGCCCGGAGACUACAUCAUCAGAGAGGGCACCAUUGGCAAGAAGAUGUACUUCAUCCAGCACGGAGUGGUCAGCGUUCUCACCAAGGGCAACAAGGAAACCAAGCUCUCAGAUGGAUCCUACUUCGGGGAGAUCUGUCUGUUGACGCGGGGUAGAAGAACAGCCAGCGUCAGAGCAGACACCUACUGCCGUCUGUACUCUCUGUCUGUGGACAACUUCAACGAGGUCCUGGAAGAGUACCCCAUGAUGAGACGGGCCUUCGAGACCGUGGCUCUGGACCGGCUGGACCGCAUAGGGAAGAAGAACUCCCUCCUGCAGCACAAGGUGCAGCACGACCUGAGCUCCGGCGUUCUCAACUACCAGGAGAACGAGAUCAUCCAGCAGAUUGUGCAGCAUGACAGAGACAUGGCCACCUGCGCCCACCUCCUCCAGAACAUUCCUCCACCUCAGCCCCCGUCUCCGGGGCACACCCCCGUCAUCUGGGCUCCCCUCAUCCAGGCACCCCUGCAGGCUGCUGCCGCCACCACCUCUGUUGCCAUCGCCUUGACGCACCACCCCCACCUCCCACACCUCCCCGCCGCGCUCUUCCGCCCACCGGUCACGGUCCUGGGCUCCAGGAACCUCCAGGACCCUCCCCCCGGCCGGCUGAAGAAGUUCCACACGUCAGCGCCCACCUCCUCCAUUGGACCUGACUCCCCCUCCAGCACUCCAUCUAAACUGCACUGCUCUGGGAUGGACACAGCCCUGCUGGCCUCCUUCCGGGCCCACCACACGACUCAGGGGUCAGGGGCAGCCAGCUCCAGUCAGCAGGCGUCCAGCAGCAGUGGAACCCAGCCUGGGCCUACCGGGGCCUUUCCCUUUGGACCUUUCUCCUCCUCCGGGGGCUCUCCCUCCCACAGCACGGCACAGAGCACGGCCCAGCUCCACUCACAGCCCCAGACGCAGCAGCCAUUCCGCUGCACCACCCCGCCUCUCGCUGCCCUCUUCCAGCAGGGAGUCAUGGAGGGAGCCGUGGGGACAGGGAUGGGUGGAGCAGCAGGGGGAGCUACAGGUUGGUCGUCAGGAGGCACUACCGGAGGUGAAAUAGGAGGGGUUGCUGAGGGGGCCACGGGUGGGACAAUAAGAAGGGCCACUGGUUGGGGUAGACGUGGGUCUAUAGAAGGAUAUACUACUGGAGUACAUAUAGGAGGAGCCACUGGGGGAUACUCAGGAGGGGCUAGUGGUGGGCACAUUAGAGGAACUAGUGGAGGACAUAUAGGAGCUACUGGUGGAGCAAUGGGAGGGCAUAUAGGAGGGGCAAUGGGAGGGGCUACAGGUGGAAUGACAAUUGGAGUUCUGGGUACCUCUAGUUCUGGUUGUAGUAUCAGCCCCCAGUCCACUGGUUCAUCCGGCAACAUUAACCCCUGUCAGCUGCUCCACAGCCAGCUGCCCCCCAAGCCUCCACAGGUGGGCUCCCUGCAGCAGUUUGCAGGCGGGGGUAGGACUCCUAGUGGGUUCUACCACCUCCCCCCUCCAGGCUCCCCAUCCUCCUCCUCCACCCAGCAGGCCCCAGAGGGCUCCCCUUCUCCCCUGGCCCAGUUCAGCCUGGCAGGCCUCCAGUCUGGCCUGGUCCCUCAGCUGUCCCUGGAGAGGUCUGCCCUGGCCUCGUUGGCCCAGUACGGCUCAGCUAACGGCUCGCCCUGCUACACCCCCCUGGGGCCUAGCCCCACGGUCCAAAGCCCAGUCACAGGAAGGACUUUCCACUACAGUGACUCGUCCAGUGCCACAGGGUCCCACAGCUCUCUGCUCAUGCCCCAGACCUCCCUCCCCAGCCAGCAGCAAGCAGCCGGCAGUGAGUCUCUGCUGGGGCUGGGCAGCUUCUCUGAGGAUAUGAAACUAUUGUCCUGUUCUAACAUCUCCCUGCCCCAGGUUGUGACCCAGGCCAUGGGAUACUCCUCCCUCCCACGCUCCUCACCCCCUCGCACCUCGCCCCCACGCUCCUCACCCCCUCGCACCUCACCCCCAUGCUCCUCCAUGGAGCCAGGAUACUGCUUCUCCUCGCCCUACACCUCCCCCAUCCUAGUUCCAAAACCCUGUAGCUCGGUGCCAGGGCACAUGACUCCUCCUGUCCCUGCCCAGAUGUCUCCAGGACACCUGCAGCACCAGACUCAGUCCCCCGUGGCCUCCCCGGCCCUGCCGCCACGGAAAGGCUCGGCAGCCCACUCUGAACUAGAACCUGUCCGCUCCAAACUAACCUCCAAUUUGUGAGGUUUGAUCACACCCUCCCUGGACUAGUACACAAACAAUCUUCCUGUAUGAUGUCAUUCUCUUCUAGGUUUCACUGUGUUCUAAUCGUUAUCAUUUCCACCAUCUUAAUAUUACUGUGAUUUAAAAGAUGAUGCUUAACCAGGUAACUUCGAGCUCCCUAGACAACUACCCUUUCUUUGUUUUUGUUUUGUUUCUCCCUUUUUUAUUCAUACGUAUAUACAUAGAAAUAUAUUUAAAAGAUAUGCUAAUCAAGGGACAGGAGGGUGUGAACAGAAAAUGAUAUCCAUUUAAGAGAUGGUCAUUUCUUUGUUUCUAUCUAUGCCAAAUUCAUAUUAUGGGGUUUGGUUUGAUGGUUAGAUGGACAACACAAUAGUACUUUUUUGCAGGAACCUAUGCACUAAUACCUGCAUGUAUAGAUGCUUUUUUGUGUGUUUUAAAAGAACAGAAUCAACCUUUUCAGUGGAAAAUACAUGCUUCAAUAAGAGCAGACUGACUUAUUUUUUCAUCCCAUACAGGAUCACAUAUUGUUGAUCCUUAAUCAUCUAUUAUCGAUUAGAUUACUUAUUUAUCCACUGUAUAGACUUUACAAAACCUUCCGAGGUGGAGAAGAGAUUUUAGGAAACCAAAAUGACUUUCCUCUGGGGUGAUCAAUCUGCCUCCUCUUUGGCCUGUGUGUCAUUGUUGUAUUGUCGUAAUAUUGGGGGGUGUUGAGUGGGCUACAGGCCCUCCAUCCCUGUAGUGAGACAGACAUCAAUUAUGAUGUGUUAGUGAUAGGCUUCCUGCAGUGUCCUCAACCCUGUCCUAACAAAUUCACUUUGUCUUCCAAGCUCAUCAUGCCGCAAAUGUUUUGGAUGGACAAGGACAAGUUGAGCCCUGCAAUCUGUAUGCUAGUGGACAGAGUGUAUGCAUUUAUGUGUGUGUGAUAGUGACUGAGUGUGAGUGUGUGUUUGAGUGUGUGGCUGUGUGUUUAAGAGAGAUAGAGAAAGAGAGGGAGAGGAGUCUAAUGCAAGGCAAGAGCUUGCCAGACUAACCAAGGGGGGUUUUGCCUUUUCACAAAACUAGGACUACCAUCCCUGCUUGUGUGUGGAGUUGUGUACCUUCAGGACCCUUCAAUCUCUCAAUGCUAGAAAAGACUACACUCACUAGUGCUCUCAGAGCCAUCAAUCACACAUAGUUCUGUCAGAUAAUGUAGCAAACACACAGGAAAUAGACCAUUUGGACAUAAGCAAUUACGUUUGUUAUUGUAAUGAUAUCAGAUACCUGUUGAAGUGCUGCUUGACAGAAAAGAUCUUACCACUCCACAUUACUACCCACAGCUGCUGUACGGUCAACGUAGACAUUCUCCCACAUUGAAUGCCAGUGUUGAGUUGAACAUGUUGAAUGUAUGUACAUUUCAUUUAUUUUUGUUUAGAAUAAAUAUGGGUUAUGCAGUUUUACAUCAAGGAGUGACAGACAGAAAGACGGGAUAUCAUUUUUUUUCUUUUUUCAUGACAGAAUAGAAAUGGUAGAUGUGGACAAUUUCAUAGUCCUGUAUGUUAAGCUUAAUCCCAGCGGACAAGAAUGGUUGAAAUGACAUAAUUCCAGAUAACCUGACUUCAUUCCAUCCAGAUAACCUGACGUCAUUCCAUCCAGAUAACCUGACGUCAUUCCAUCCAGAUAACACGACGUCAUUCCAUCCAGAUAACCUGACUUCAUUCCAUCCAGAUAACCUGACGUCAUUCCAUCCAGAUAACCUGACGUCAUUCCAUCCAGAUAACCUGACGUCAUUCCAUCCAGAUAACCUGACGUCAUUCCAUCCAGAUAACCUGACGUCAUUCCAUCCAGAUAACCUGACUUCAUUCCAUCCAGAUAACCUGACGUCAUUCCAUCCAGAUAACCUGACGUCAUUCCAUCCAGAUAACCUGACUUCAUUCCAUCCAGAUAACCUGACUUCAUUCCAUCCAGAUAACCUGACGUCAUUCCAUCCAGAUAACCUGACGUCAUUCCAUCCAGAUAACCUGACGUCAUUCCAUCCAGAUAACCUGACUUCAUUCCAUCCAGAUAACCUGACGUCAUUCCAUCCAGAUAACCUGACGUCAUUCCAUCCAGAUAACCUGACGUCAUUCCAUCCAGAUAACACAACGUCAUUCCAUCCAGAUAACCUGAUUUCAUUCCAUCCAGAUAACCUGACUUCAUUCCAUCCAGAUAACCUGACGUCAUUCCAUCCAGAUAACCUGACGUCAUUCCAUCCAGAUAACCUGACGACAUUCCAUCCAGAUAACCUGACGUCAUUCCAUCCAGAUAACCUGACGUCAUUCCAUCCAGAUAACCUGACGUCAUUCCAUCCAGAUAACCUGACGUCAUUCCAUCCAGAUAACCUGACUUCAUUCCAUCCAGAUAACCUGACUUCAUUCCAUCCAGAUAACCUGACUUCAUUCCAUCCAGAUAACCUGACUUCAUUCCAUCCAGAUAACCUGACGUCAUUCCAUCCAGAUAACCUGACGUCAUUCCAUCCAGAUAACCUGACGUCAUUCCAUCCAGAUAACCUGACGUCAUUCCAUCCAGAUAACCUGACGUCAUUCCAUCCAGAUAACCUGACGUCAUUCCAUCCAGAUAACACGAUGUCAUUUCAACCAGAUAACAUGACGUCAUUUCAACCAGAUAACAUGACGUCAUUUCAAGCAGAUAACAUGAUGUAAUUUCAACCAACCAGCUGUAUGCCUGGCUGUAUGUUCUGUAUAGAUAGGUAGCAGUAAUCACCUCUGCCUCUCUCCACAGCCCAUCAUAAGGAGCAGCAUGUUACCCUGGGUUCAGACAGCUUUGUCCAUCUCUAUCUCAGUCACACCACUCAGCCACAACACUCUUUUUUAACACAGCCCCUGACCUCUGACACGUGUUGACAGAAGUGCACAUUGACCACACUAGUCUCUCAUUACUACCUCCCUCAGCAGACCUGUAACAAGGGCUAAUCACACACACACACAGGAACGCAUGCACACGGAUAUGCACACACCCAUGCACAUGCAUACACACACACAAGCCAUGGCAGUCUCCCAGUGCAAAUUGCAGUGCUGAAUUGAAUUAAUUUGAACAGGACAGUAAGAUUUCUAUUGAUUAAAAGGGCUUUUAAAAGGAGUUCUGUUCUCCCAUUGGAGUGAUUGCAGAUCUAAAGUAUUGGUUUUAAAUCGUCUCUCUUUCUCUCUCUCCCUCUGUUGUUGUUGUUUUACACCUGGUCUUCAUCUGCAGCGAGGCACUAUCUAUCUAGAAAGCUCUGAAAUAUUUAUUCACUAUCGGUGUCUGUCUGACAUGUGGCACCUGCCUCUCUGAUGGUGGGAAGCCCACAGACAUCACCUCAGACAGGGAGAGAAGGAGGGAGGGAGGGAGGCGUUUAUUCUCCCAGAUAGAACACUCAGCAGCGUGAUUGGCUGGACACAGGGAGGGAACAGGGAAGUGAUCAGCUCCAACAGAGGAAUAUUCAUGUCUGUAGUGUGUACAGUGCAAUCGUUAAAGACUGUGACUGCUGGAGCUGCUAAAACACGAAGCCAAUAGACUGCCGUGGCUGUUUCACAUCUGAA
Messenger RNA from Oncorhynchus kisutch (coho salmon), 7896 nucleotides. RefSeq names its product potassium/sodium hyperpolarization-activated cyclic nucleotide-gated channel 4. Gene Ontology annotation, biological process: sodium ion transmembrane transport; potassium ion transmembrane transport; regulation of membrane depolarization. NCBI's taxonomy places the organism in Eukaryota, Metazoa, Chordata, Actinopteri, Salmoniformes, Salmonidae. Gene Ontology annotation, cellular component: dendrite; axon; membrane. The record is from RefSeq and is a predicted model, not a curated record. Gene Ontology annotation, molecular function: voltage-gated potassium channel activity.